This is a messenger RNA of Ceraceosorus guamensis, 1389 nucleotides long. RefSeq lists its product as hypothetical. Bases 1 to 1389 code for a protein of 462 amino acids. Gene Ontology annotation, molecular function: sequence-specific double-stranded DNA binding; DNA-binding transcription factor activity, RNA polymerase II-specific. Lineage: Eukaryota; Fungi; Basidiomycota; Exobasidiomycetes; Ceraceosorales; Ceraceosoraceae. The record is from RefSeq and is a predicted model, not a curated record. The transcript has 4 exons. Gene Ontology annotation, biological process: regulation of transcription by RNA polymerase II. Gene Ontology annotation, cellular component: nucleus.
AUGAUGCUCAAUACCGUAGGCCCUGCAGCUGAUGAUCUAGCGGGAUCGUACGCACGAUCUAGCAAGUGGGCUUCCACUCCCUUACCUUCGACCAUGCCGCAUGAUCCUGCGUACCGAUUUCCUUGGCCUACGUUUGGCGAGGCGCGCUCCGUGUCACCCGAGCCCGUCGGGGCCUGGGCUGACGUGGAAGCGCGCUUUCCCUUCCUACGCGAGGAUGACGGGGUCCACAGACGCCCACGCAAACUGCUCACUGCCCGCCAAAGCGCCGUGCUGCACAAGAUUCUUGAACGCACCUACUUUCCUUCAACAGAAGAGAGAAUCGCUGUAGCACGAGAGCUACACCUCUCCCCACGGAAAGUCCAAGUAUUCUUUCAGAACAAGAGGCAAAAGCAUCGGCGCCAAGGGGUGUCCGGAGGAGUCGGGGAAGCCAGUGGGGUGAAGUUUUCAGGGCAGCUCUCGCCGUCAAGGGAUCAUCACCGUUCAGCCGGCCCAGAGGUGAGGAGGCGGAACGGAGUGGCUCACCGCCCGUCACACUCCCUGCCAGAAGGUGCAAGGUUCAACCAAGGCAUGGAGGGCCACGCUAGCUCCUAUGGCAACGAAGAUACAGGAGCCGUCAGGUCGGCGGCAGAGCCGAUGAUUAAAUGCGCCUCUUCCGGAUAUCCUCUAUCUCAGAAUGGCUUCAGUGCAGAUGAGCACCACCUUCGCUCGCAUCGUCUUGCAGCACGACACUACUCCUGCCAGAGCCCGUACGAAGCGGGGUCUGCCGCUAGGCUACCAUAUGCCAACCGGCCCGAAAUGCGGUCCCACGCUGCGCCUACGCUGCCAGACCCUCAAAGUGAUCGUCCAGCAGCGCUGUUACCUGGGCAUAGAGCAGGAAGAAGCAACUCCACCAGGAGCCGUCCUCCUCAUUCUGGAAGCAGCGCAAGCUCGCGUUUCUCCUUUCCACUCGGACCGACUGCAACCCCAGCUUCGAGCACCUUCCCCUACGUCGUGCCCAACAAAGCAGCACUCAGGCUGACUAGAUCCGAAACGUGGUUUACUUUCUCCUGCGCUCCUAGCAGUCCAUAUGGUCCACACUACCGUCAAGGCUUUGAAAGUCAGAACGCUGGCGCCGAGGAGGCUUCAGCAAAGCCGACGUUUGGGUCCCCAAAAAGGUUUGAGGUCGCAACGCUAGCAGAGAGUUUCGAUCGGAUGACAGCUUCCGCUACUCAGCUAGGAGAUGAAGAAGAGGCGCUGCACAGCAUGCGAUCUGAUGAUCACCCACGAUCAGCACUUCAUCCUCGAUGCUUGGCGGGCCAAGGCGAGGCACAAUUUGGUGUGGACAGCUGUCCCUCGUCCGACAGCAAAUUAGCACUGCGGCUUCCUCGAAUCGCUGAAUUGGGUCUGUAG